Messenger RNA from Ictalurus furcatus (blue catfish), 10100 nucleotides. RefSeq names its product meiosis regulator and mRNA stability factor 1. NCBI's taxonomy places the organism in Eukaryota, Metazoa, Chordata, Actinopteri, Siluriformes, Ictaluridae. The transcript is spliced from 26 exons. Gene Ontology annotation, cellular component: cytoplasm; peroxisome. Gene Ontology annotation, biological process: post-transcriptional gene silencing. Gene Ontology annotation, molecular function: RNA nuclease activity; CCR4-NOT complex binding; mRNA base-pairing post-transcriptional repressor activity. The record is from RefSeq and is a predicted model, not a curated record. The coding region runs from base 588 to 5852 and encodes 1754 amino acids.
UGUGCAUUCUAAGAUGUUUAUCAAGAGUGGUAAUUUUCAUUACCUCAGACUUGCUGUCAACUUGAACCUGUCUGGCCAUUCUCCUAUGACCUCUUAUCUGCAGAAUUGGUAAGUUACAGGAUGGGUUUUGUUUUGUUUUGGGUUUUUUUUUGGGGGGGGGCACUAUUCUGUGUAAACUGUUGUGUGUGAAAAUCCUUGGGGACCAACAACCAUCGUUCUAUGGCCAAAAUCACUGGUCCUUUAAUCCCAGCAAAGGGAAAUCUUAAACGCUACGGCAUACAAAGACAUGCCAUACAACUGAGUGCUUCCGACUUUGUAGCUUUGUAACACUUUGGGGAAAAGCCCACAUAUACUGUAGGUGUGAUGGUCAGGUGUCCGUUUAAGCGCGACGAACGAUUUACGACAGCGGCCGACGUGUUUACGACAGAGUUUCCACGGAGACGUCAGUAGAUAAACCUUUAUUACGUCGCGGUUGGCGCGAGGACCUUCAGGGGUGCGCGCGCAAGAGAGAAUGGGUGAAAGGUAGAAGGCAAGCAUGAGAGAGAAGAGUAGUGAAACAUCGGUGAGAUGUUUGGGAAGGUGGUGUGAUGGAAGGUUCUGGAAAGGAGAGGGAAGUUUGUGAUGGACGGUCCUUCCCAUGGCUCACUCACACAGACAACAGGUUUUGGAAACUUACCGACUGCUUCUCUUCCCUCCAGAAAACUGCCCCGUCUACACCACACCAGAACAGUUACAUGGAAGUCCGUAAGCCAGUGUUGGAGCUGAAGGAUGUCCCUCCCCCUCCACUCCACAGUGCAUCUCAGCAGCCUCUUGCUCUGGCCCCCCAGCCUGCACCUCCUCCCUGCCAGCUCCCUGCUUCAGACCCUCAACUCCCCCAGCAGACCGUUCCUCAGUUGCAGCCUGGAAGCUCUAAAGUAAGCUUGUGUUCCUGCUGUGAAUGCAGCCUGCACGUCCAGCAGCACUCUGGCUCGCUUGAAGCCAGGGCCCACAGUUUUGGUGGUGGCUGUAGCGUUAGCAGCAACACUAAUGCUAGCACUGGUGGUGGCCUUCCUGCACUUUUUUCCCCUGCACAGCUGCAGACCCCACAGAGUUUUGGGUUCCGGGUGGCCUCAGUAGCCACGUCUCAGCCCAUGGCAGCUCACACACACCCAUCCUGCUGCGGGCACCUCCACACUUGUUCCUCUGUUGGGUGUCUGCAGCCAAAACACGUGUCUGGGUCUGCACCCAUCCACGGGCCCUGCGUGGCCUUAUCCGGGCGCUGCCACUGUAGCGAGGAGCAUCGGGUGGAGCAGCACUACCAUUCACUCGGUGAUGCACCCUCCUCUACUCACCUCUGCACUAACCCUUUGUACCUCGAGCACAACUCAGGCUGUCAGAAGGGAGCACACUACUGCCAUCAGUGUUUAAGAAAGCCCACGCAGGGUUUGGGUGCUGCUGACUCGGAGAAGGUUUGGCCGAACAUCCCGCCUCCUCAGCCCUGCUCUGCAACUCUACCUAUGUGUAAUGGCUGCAGAGUUCCUGGAACCUCCAACGAUGGCAUUCUGCACCCCACCAGCGUUGGCAAAAUCACCCAGAAAUAUGGGUCGAUUGAGGGCGGUGGGCAGGAGUCUCUGCCCCCAGUGGGUGUGUUUUGGGACAUAGAGAACUGCGCUGUACCCAGCGGGCGUUCAGCUGCCACAGUGGUCCAGAGACUCCGUGAGCGCUUCUUCCAGGGACACCGCGAAGCCGAGUUCAUCUGCGUAUGCGAUAUCAGCAAGGAGAACAAGGCUGUCAUUCAGGAGCUCAACAACUGCCAGGUCACUGUUGCUCACAUAAACGCCACAGCCAAAAACGCUGCUGAUGACAAACUCCGGCAGAGUCUGAGGCGCUUUGCUGAAACACACACCGCUCCUGCCACAGUCAUUGUAGUUUCUUCUGAUGUAAACUUUGCCAGCGAACUGAGUGACCUACGUCAUCGCCAUGGCUUCAAGGUCAUUCUGGUGCACAAGACUCAAGCCUCACCUGCUCUGCUGCAGCACGCACACCUGCACGUCCUGUUUGAGGACUUUGUCUCGGAAUUGCCUCCCAGGAUGCUAAUCAAAUCACAGCCCUGUUUCAACCUCCUCUUUGUGCACAACCUCCCCACGCACCGCGACGCCAAGUCCGUCAGUAGCAGGCUUCAGCGCCUGUCCAAUAACUGUGGUGGGAAAGUGCUGGGCGUGUCUGGUGGCACCGCUGUGCUCAGAUUUGCCAGUGCAGAGGCAGCUGAGCGUGCCCGCAAGCGCAUGGAGAACGAGGACGUCCUAGGGAACCGCAUCUCUGUGUCAUUUUCCCCUGACGGGUUACAGGAGGAGGAGGAGGCGGAGCGGUCUCGGCCUGUUGCCUCUUCCUCCUUUUCUAGUGCCCUGUUCCUCCCCGUGGAGAAGCCGCGGUCACCACGCCGCCCCAGGCGGGCAAUGCGAGCCUCUCAGAGCGGCAAAGAUGCUGGGGUAAAUGUUCCAGAAAGACCCUACAGCCCUAGGAAAGUGGGGCAUGCUUCUUCCUGCAGCCCAGUGUUGAAGUCCCUUUCCCAGGACGCGAGUGGUAUGGAGUCUAAGCCCAGGACAGGUUUCCCGCUGGAGAAGGUCCGUGCUGCAUCUGCGUCUCCUCAGAGCAACGGCCUCACCUCUCAGCUGCAGCCUGCUAAACCAGCCUUCCCUGCAGAGCUCCUGCAACGAGGCCGCAGGAGAGACACGUGCAGCGUGCGCAGCACUACAGAUUCUCCGGCCGAGUCAUUUCAGGUGAGCACUCCAUCAGCUUUCAGCAAACUCAACCUGCACACUUCCUUCAGCCCGCUGAUGUUCUCCCAGGGAUCCUGUUCCUCAAGGAGUGCGUCUCCAUGUCUGUCUAAUCGUUCGUCGCCGCUCAGUGUUCCUUCUCGUAGCCCAUGUCCUGACUCUCAGCCUGAGCCCUUCUCAGACGGUGCAGAUAUCCAGGUAGCCAACCUCGACUACAGGAUGUCCAGGAAAGAGCUGCAGCAGAUCCUGCUCGACACCUUCGCCAAGCACGGCAGGGUGAAAAGUGUUGAGCUCAGUCCUCACACAGACUACCAGCUGAAAGCUAAGGUACAGAUGGGUUCUCUGCAGCAGGCUAUAGGAGCCGUCAGCAUUCUUCACCGCUACAAGAUCGGCAGUAAACGCGUUCAUGUCUCCCUCAUCACCGGCGCAAAUAACAAGUCCCUAACCUGCCUGAGCUCUGAGAUCAUCAGUAUUCUUCAAGAUUCUCCAGCGAACUGCCUUCCACUUUUCAAAUUCACUGAAAUUUAUGAGAAAAAGUUUGGCCGUAAACUGGUGGCGAGCGACCUUUACAGAUUGCCGGAGGUAGUGGCUGUGCGUGAACAAGGUGCAGGACGCUUGGUGUGUCUUCUCUCCAACAGCCUAGUCAGACAUAGUCCCCUGGGCUCCUCCCAGUCCCAUGAUGGCUCCUCCACCAGUGGCAGUCCUGUGGUGUUCGAGGAGCUCGAGUACCACGAGCCUGUCUGCAAACGUCACUACACACAGCAAGAUUUCAGUGAGGCAGAUUAUGACCCUGACACAUACAAGAUCCCGUUUGUUGUGGUGUCUCUGAAAGCCUUGUCUGCUCAUGUGCACAGUCUACUGCAGUCUCAUGAGGGUACCAUCCCCUUGCUCAGCUUGCCAGAAUGCUACGCAUCAGAGUUCAGUCCGUUGACCAUGGAAGAAGAAGGGAAGUUGGAGGGUAGUGUUCCACUGGAACACCUCAUUACCUGUAUACCAGGCAUCACCAUUGUAACUGCACAGAACGGCUUCAAGGUCAUCAAAUGGAUCCACAACAAACCUCCGCCACCUAAUGCAGACCCAUGGCUACAGCGCUGUAAGAGCCCGGUAGGAAAUCCACAACUGAUCCAGUUCAGUCGAGAAAUCAUAGACCUGAUGAAAAACCAGCCCUGCUGCCUGAUGCCAAUCACUAAAUUCGUCCCAGCCUACCACCAUCACUUUGCCAAACAGUGCCGAGUCUCUGAUUAUGGCUACUCCAAACUGCUGGAGCUGCUGGAGGCUGUACCGCACGUACUGCAGAUAUUGGGCCUCGGCUCUAAGCGGUUGCUGACCCUCACGCACAGGGCACAGGUGAAGCGUUUCACUCAGGACCUGCUCAAACUGCUCAAGUUUCAGGCGAGCAAGCAGGUCAUCAUCAGGGACUUCAUGCAGGCCUACCACUGGUGUUUCUCCAGAGACUGGCACGUUGUUGAGUACGGAAUGUGUGACUUGAUGGAUCUGCUGACUGAGAUUCCUGACACGACCAUCACCAUCACACAGCAGGAUUCUGACACGGUCAUAUCCGUACCUAAGAGAGAGCGGACCACAGAGGAGAUGGAGCGCACCAGACAGUUUGGGAAGGAGGUGGUGGAUCUGCUGCGGCACCAACCGCACUUCCGCAUGCCCUUCAGCAAGUUCAUCCCCACUUAUCACCACCACUUUGGCCGCCAGUGCAAGCUCACCUACUACGGGUUCUCCAAGCUCGUGGAGCUGUUUGAAGCCAUUCCUGAUGUCCUUCAGGUGCUAGAAUGUGGUGAGGAGAAGGUACUAGCUCUGACUGAGGUGGAGCGGGUAAAGGCUCUGGCAGCUCAGCUGGUGAAGCUCUUGCGUGCUCAGAGAGACUGCGCCCUACCUGUUAGCCAGCUCCUGGCUGAGUACAGCAAGACCUUCGGUUACGGCCUCCGCCUGCAAGAUUACGAUGCCAGUACGCUGCCUGCCCUUCUCGCCAAACUCUGCCAUGUGGUCAAGGUAGUGGAUGGUGCUGAAGAAAAAGCGGUCCAACUUAUCAACAGAAAAUCACUACGUGCUCUUACGUCCCAGUUGCUGGCUGUAAUGAUGUCACUUCCUGAUGCGCACAACUGGCUGGGAGUGGAGGCGCUGCAGAAGCAGUACGAGUCGAUGUACGACCAGCAACUCAACCCCUGCGAGUACGGCUUCGUCUCGCUUACCGAGCUGCUCAAGAGCCUGCCUUACCUAGUGGAGUUGUUUGAGGAGGGGGAGGAUGAUGAGGCCAAAGAUCGAGUAAGGUUAACUCAGCUGUACCAGUUUGCCCGAAAAGUUCGAGCCCUCCUGCAUACCUACCACUAUAACCAGAUCUUCCUGACCGAGUUUCGGGGUGCCUUCAGCAAGUACACGGGCCACGAGUUCCAGCCUCAUGACUAUGGAUACAGCACUCUGGAUGAACUCCUGGCUGCCAUACCACAAGUAGUCUGGAUCAAAGGCCAUGGACACAAGAAGAUUAUAGUCCUGAGGAAUGAUAUGAAAGCCCGCAGCAGCCCUGCCAGCACAGAGAGCCCUCAGCUUGAGGAGGCCCGAGAGAGCCAGAGCCCUGCCAGCACACACAGCCCAGUGUCAGGUGGCAGUACUGGUGAGGCAGAGCUGCUGUGUAUGAGCUCCGGUUCUCCCGUGGACCUGCUAUGUGGGCCGGUUCCCUCCUGCCUGCCUUCCCCUCAGCUACAUCCCGACCCGGUUCUGCUCCAGCACAGAGACCUCAUCCGCUUCGACGAGCACUCGCACAGCCAGCCUGCAGGAGGCACCAGAGAGGAUCAGCCCGUCCACGACCGCCAGCCUCGAGCAGCUCUGACGGCCACUGAACGCUGCACAGCUUCAAAUGAAGAGAACGAAACUGAGGGAACCUCGGUGUCUGUUGUAGGUGAAGAUCCCACCAACAGUGAUGAAAAGAACUCAGAAUGUCAGAGUGGGAAUACUAAAUCUAGUGAUACACCCUCGCAACCUCCCAACCUCAAACCCUCGGCCACGGAAAGCCCCAGCAAAAGAACCUUCCGGAAUAAAAUAAAACUCGCAGCUAAUUUUUCCUUCUCCACAAACCCCUCAGUCUAAACUUGCUUGUUAAUCAGAUCAAGCUCUGGUGAAGUCACAGUGUUUUAUUUUAUUUAUAUUUUUUUUGCUUGCUCAAAAAAAAAAAAAAAAAAAAAAACCUUGAAAAGGGCUUUAUAAUCAUCCAGUGAAAUAACUCCGUCUAACUCUGCGGAGCUGUGGCCGUGAAGGAUUUGAUCUGACAUAACAGUAGCCUGAAGGUUUCAUGCCUCUCCCUGUGCUUCUUCUGCUUCUGUCUCUUAAAAUGUUCAACGCACUUGCUCAUCAUUAGUUGGCGAUUUUUUUUUUUUUUUUUUUUUUUUUUAAAUGUUUGCAGCCAUUUUGUUUAGUUUACGACCCCGAUUUCCAUGUUUGUUUCAAUUCUGCGUAUUUCAAUAUUCUGAGUUUCAGCAGAACAUAAAAAUCAUGUCUUGUAGAAUAUGUUUAAAGGAAACAUGAGUUUAUAUGAAACGAAACCGUGCCUCCAAGUUAGCUGUAACUAAGGCAGCUUCCGUCCUUUCACAAUCUUAUUUCCUCUCGUUCGAUGCUGUUUUGGGAAUCAUGGUUUUCGCCAAACGAAAUUAGUAGACGCGUUUUGAAGUCCUCCGACCGAGCCUGCUCUUUCUGCACACUGUGUUAUAACAAACGCAAAGGAGACGUCGUCAUCUAUUUUAUACACAGGAUCAUUGAAAAAAAUAUAAUAUUAAGUUAUUGAAGAAGGGGAUUGAUUAUGUUAAUUGUAAUAAUCUUGAGCCCAAAACGAUGCAAAUUCCUUUGUAUUGAUGGGAUUUCUGUAGUUAUUCUUGUACUCCAGAACUCUUUAGAGUUUAGGAUCUAAAGUUGUGUUUUUUUUUUUGUUUUUUUUUUUUCUGUAAGGUUUUGAGGAGAUUUCUGGUCUGUGCUUUAGUGCACACGUUUAAUAGCCUGAGUUGUAACGGCAAUUUUGUUCAACAUCUUAACAGUGCAGUCGGUUUCACUUCUUCGAAGGAGAUCAGAAGACGAGCAGGUGGCAGUUUGGAAGUUUGAGUCAGGUACCCAGACACGCACGCCAGGAUAAAGUCGAGGUUGUGUUACGGAGCUCUUCGCUAGCUUGAAGCGCGCCAUUCGACAGUUUGAAUGUCGACAGUGAAAGUUGAGUUGGCGCGUGAAAAAACUCCGCCGUCCUGCGGCUGGAGUUCAAGCAAAAGCUCCAUUUCGGUUUUAGCCAUGUACGCAGCUUGUGUUUUUUUAUUUCGAUUGUUGUUGGGUUUUUUUUUUGUUUUUGUUUCUGUGUGUACACGUGUAUGGAAUGUUAUAUGCACAUAGUGCAUAGAUAAUUUCCUGUGUGAUUAUGGUACGAUAUUUAUAGAAGCAGUAGAGUUUUAAUCCGUUUGCUUCCUGCAUUUUCACGGCGGUUCAUGAUGGCAAGAGCCAAGGUUGUUUUCUUUAACCUUGAUCAGUUUCUUUGGAUCUGUUGACAGUCUGCUUAUUCUUAAUGCAAGACUUCAGCAUGUCUAAUUUAUUAGGUGGGUUUUAAGGCACCGGAGUAUGUCAAGGAUGGGGAACUGCUGUGAGUGAAACACCGUGGUAUCAGGGGGACGCACACAGGCCCUCUGAUAUUUUUUGUAUUUUUAUUUUUUCUCUCUGUGGACCGAGCCUGGCUUUUUACAAUGGUUUGUAUCAGCCUUGGCACCAUGGGAGACGGAGAGAGAGAGAGAGAGCCGCUAGAGCGUUCCCUCCUGCACUCCCUUAGCAUGUUGUUGUUUGUAGAUUUAUUUUCUGUUGUCUUGUUUAGUGGGUUUCUUGGGACCGAAGACUUAUCCUGCAUCCGUUUGUGCUGUCUGGGUUAUUCCAGGACAAAAAAAACAAAAAAAAAACCCUAGACUGAUCACCUGACAAGCUGCCUUUAGGAUCUGUGUUUGCACCACGUUUUGGGAGAAUCUCCCUGUAAAAUGGCUUCCUGUUUUUAUUGUGAAUCUAUGAGAAUGUGACUAUUUCUGGGCUCUGGCCUUAAACCUGAUGGUCAUCAGAAUGACUGCUGUUUUAGCUUAAAGAAGUCCUGCUGUAAGUUGAAUGCAGUCUAGUCCAGUUUUAGUCAAGUUUACAGCUCAUGUUCCUAAUUUCUUGACUUGAUUCGCCACAACAGAGUGGCUGCGUUACGUCCCAAAUGAUUUACUUUCAUCCCAGAUUAAAGGAGCUGGGUUUUUUUUUUUUUUCCCCAAGAUUAUCAAAGGCCUGAUAUUUAUUUCGUGGAGGGAACUGAGUCACACUGGCCGUAACGAGUCCUAAUUUUGCCGCUACGUUUUCAGUUUGCCGUUUUGGGGAGGUAAUUUACUUACAGCUAACUCGGAGGACAAAUCUCGAAAACCUUGUUUGUCACGCCACAACGACGAGCUAAUCUUGUUUGCCUAUGCACGUUUGCAUAGUUUUGAUUUUAUUAAAUAUCAUUCUGCUGGGGGUGUAAUGUUAACGAAGUCGAACGUACAUGGCAGUUAUGAGCAUUUAGUUGAGCAGCGGCUCUUUUCCAGCACGGAGUGUUUUUGGUUUACGUGGUUAGGGGUCGGUUAUGUGUUUUCUUCAUAUUGAUUUGGAGCAAGUGCAGUUAGAACAAAAGGUAUUAGACAUGCUGGAUUUAUCCAUAAUCGAGCUAACCAGUUUUUGUUAAACGUUCUCGUUAAAAAAAAAUCCAGCAAGUAAUUACGCUAAGCUGGAUGAUGCUCUUGGGUGAAACGAUGCGCAGAUUCAAGACGACUGUACAGUUAUUCUCUCAUCAGAAGCAGAACGUUGUCACAAAUGUUAACCUGAAACUCUGUGUCGUGCCUCGUUUCGGUUCUUGCUGAUGUACUUGAGUUGCAUGUUCUUUAAUGUAUUGUGCCUUCUGCCUCUGCUCACUCGGUCACUCUUACCCCCAUCAUUAAGCCAUUAUAACAUUUCACUUUUUUGUGAAGUGCCCAGAAUAUUUCUGUUUAAUAAAUUUCACAAGCAUCAGUUUCGACUCUGACGUUUUACUUUAUUAAACCUGGAGGGUGUGAAAAAUUCCCACCCAAUGUUACGGUUUUAGACGUAUAACUGUGUUAACACUCCUUUGCAACCCCAUAUGAACAUCAAAAAACUCAGAUAAUUAACUCACUUGUCAGUUAAAUUGGCAGAUGUGCUUAUAUGGAUACAUCAAAUCCAAACUUUCUUUAGAAUUAGAGUUUUGUUUUAUGCGAGCUAGCUUGUUUAGAGAUAUUCUUCAACAUUUGCAAGAGAUGGAUAGAUAGAUAUUGUGUAUAUAUCAUCAGUAUGCACUGUUUACAUGCUCAGUUAUUUGCCACAGUACUAGCAUGUUUUAUUGGAUGUGAACGCAUAAUAAAUGUUUAUAAUAAAUGUUCAUUCUAGUAACAUGCUCCCUUUCUAUUGGUACCCAAAAAUGCUUUCAAGACUCAAAUAAUAUCCAGAAAGAUGCUUUUAUUGGAACACGUAUUUACAAAUCACGUUUAAGCGCUUGUAUUUAUUCACGCUUUACAUAAAGACCUUCAUGAUGAACCGCUGCAAAUCUCAGGAAUGUGUUCUAGUUUUGUGUUUUCUAACGUAACGUUCCUGAAAUUUGCGGGUUUGAUCUUUUGUGAUGGAAACGCUCACAACACUACACGUGUAAGAUGAGUACAGUAACAACAACAUGAAGAUCUCGCAGGCAAGAAAAUAACACGGACACCGUGUGUUCACGUGAAAAAGUGUCGCGUUCACGGGCAAGGAAACGAAAUCGGACAUGGUUGUUGCUUGGGUCCAUUCAAGUUUGAACAUUUGUAAAGAAUCACAGCGGUCACAGGAGAGAAAAUGGAAGAUUUGCGGUAGAGUUUUUCGCGUCCUGCUUGAAAGCAUGCGGCUCAUUUUCAGCAGUAAAAAAAAAAAAGUAGUACAAUGAGUGUGUUUAAUCUUUUCAGAUCAGUGGUGGAUGUUUGAUUGUGAUAUCCAAGUGCUGAACUUCAAAGGGGAAAUGCACAGUAGUGUGUGGCGUGUGUGUGUACCCGUUAUUAACUUUUAACACAAGUAAUGUCCUGUCUCAGAACCGAUAUAUAUAUAUAUUGUGCUUGUUGAGAUUUUCUAGGCAAACAUGCAAAUUAGCCCAAAUCUUGGUACUGGGGCAGUUGAUUAAAGCGUUGGACUAAAUUAUAGCAUCAUUAAGGAUUCCCUAUAGAACAUCCUUCAUAGUCUGAUCUCUCUCACUCUCUUUCGCUCAAGUUUCUCUGCACAUUCGCUUCACUGCAUCGCGCUCAUGAAUACCUUUUUGUGUGCAUACGAUUUUUAUGA